AUGGUGUCUUACAAAGGCACAUAUGCGGGCAACUUGAGGCAGUAUAUCCAAAAUAAACCCCACAAAUGGGGUUUUGUUCGUGCUGGGGUUUCUGGUUAUAUUGCCGACUUCAUACCCUAUCAGGGAGCUGCGACAUUUGAAGUGCUUAGAUGGUCUCCGAAUGAGCUGGAUGAUUAUGAAGUAAAUCUAGGUGUAGGUGCUAGCGCCGUCAUUUCUCUGUGCAAAACCCUAAGCGAACCGAAAAACACUGUUAUAUUUUGUGAAAAUUGGUUUUCAAGUGUAAAAUUAUUUAUUUAUCUGAAAGACCGAUUCGGGAUACUUCGUUUAGGAACUAUAAGGUCUAACAGAAUAGCUGGAUGUCAACUUGAAACCGAUAAAGUGCUUCAAAAAACGGGGAAGAGGUUCCUAUGUUUAUAA
Acanthoscelides obtectus is the source of this 417-nucleotide messenger RNA. The record is from the annotation of a GenBank genome assembly. NCBI's taxonomy places the organism in Eukaryota, Metazoa, Arthropoda, Insecta, Coleoptera, Chrysomelidae.